Molecule: messenger RNA, 972 nt
Organism: Gossypium arboreum
Lineage: Eukaryota; Viridiplantae; Streptophyta; Magnoliopsida; Malvales; Malvaceae
Exons: 2
Coding region: 1-972 (323 amino acids)
Source: RefSeq, a predicted model, not a curated record
AUGGAAGAAUACCUGCAAGUGGUCCCAUCCGAGCUAGAGAUCAUAAAGCAGGAUUUUAAGAAAAGGAACUUGGAUCUAGGAAAGAAGAUCAAGCAAUUGGAGGAGGAAAAAAUGCAUUUGAGAUUAGAUGCUGAUGUUCAGAAACUAGAAGCUGAGAAACUGAGGAAAGGAAAGAAUAAGGCAAAAGAAGAUUCAAAUAGCUUGAAAAUGGAUUAUAAGAAGUUGCACUUAUCGAUGAGGACUGCCGGAUUGGGGAAAACAUCAGAGCAGUGGCGACAAGAGAUCCAAGAGGAGAAGGCUAAGGCCGAUAAAUGGGAGAGAAAAUUCCAAGAUACUCAGGUUCUGAAAGAGGCCCUAGAAAAGAGUUUGUCAGACAGCCAAAGUGAAAGAGCUGAAUUAAAGGCUAGAAUAACAGAACUAGAAAGGCUGCUACAUCAACAUCGAAGUCGCAACUCUGCAAUAGAGCUGAAAAGGAAGGUAGAAGAACUCAAGACCGCAUUACAAAGCUUCGAACUCCGGGUUGAACUUCUUGAAGCAAAUGAAAAGCAUUGGAAAGAAGUCGAUGCCUUUUUCUACAUUCAUCUCAUGCAUUUGCAUUUCAUCGCAUCAUAUGCAUUAAAUGUCACAAAGGACCCUAAUUGGUUAAAAACUAUUUCAGUUAAUCUGGAAACUGCCAAAAAUCCGCCAACUAAUCAUCGUGCCAAGAAAAAAGUUAUGGAUCAAAGAUUGGAAAGGCUAGAACAGCUCCAAAAAGAAAUGCAAGAGCAACUACAAACACAAAUGCAAGAACAAUUGGCUAAAAUCCAGCAAGAUAUGAGGGAUCAGAUGCUAGAAUCCCAGAGAAACAUGAUGAACCAAUUAACACAACUGCUGACUGGCGGGCUAGAAAAGGGAAAGAAUCCUGUGAUCAAUGCUGGAGAUGAUAAUGAAGAUUCUCUUUACCCCUCAGAUUUUACCCCGACAUAUGUUUAG